UGGUUUCAUCUGACCCGCGGAAUCCAUUUAGUCGUCGCCGUCUCGCUGUUUGUUUGGGUUGUUUUAGAGAGAGGACCUGAGCUCGCCAGAGGUCCAGCGAUCUCCCCGCCACUACCACCGCCAGGUUUAACAGAAGGAGGAGGAUAGGAGGAAGAAGAUGGGGAGGAAGGGGAAAUGGUAUAUUUCCAUCAAGAAAAUUUUCACCGCUGAAUCCAAAGUAAAGAAAGACAAGAAGUUCAAACGGAAGAGGAUUUGGAGAUGUGGGAAAUUCGCGGAUUCUGAUCGGUUCGACUCUGGCUCCUUCGACAAUUCUGCUCGGGCGGCACUUCCGCCACCUCCUCCUCCGCCACCCGUGGAGGCUAGACGGCCGGACGGGGAGGAUGGACAGAACAAUCAUGCCUACUCUGUGGCGGUGGCAUCUGCUGUUGCGGCGGAGGCUGCCGUCGUGGCAGCUCAAGCUGCUGCGGAGGUUGCUCGCCUCACUGCGUCAUCAAGGAUUGCUGGUCGUUCAAGGGAAGAGACUGCGGCGAUAAAGAUUCAGACUGCUGUCCGAGGGUACAUGGCAAGGAGAAGAUUGCGAGCCUUGAGAGGAUUCGUUAGAUUGAAGUCAAUGGUUGAAGGAAAUGCUGUCAAGCGUCGAACCACGAACACUUUAUAUCGCAUGCAGACAUGGGCAAGAGUGCAAUCACAGAUCCGUUCAAGGAGAAUCAGAAUGAUAGAGGAAAAUCUGGCUCUUCAGAGGCAGCUGCAACUCAAACGUGAAAAGGAACUUGAAAGAUCAAAGUUGGGAGAGGAAUGGGAUGACAGUCUUCAGUCCAAAGAGCAACUUGAAGCAAGUUUAUUAAACAAGCAAGAAGCUGCUAUCAGAAGAGAAAGGACACUUGCUUAUGCAUAUUCUCAUCAGUGGAAGAGCUCAUCACGAUCGGUGGCUCCAACAUUCACAGACCCCCACAAUCCGCAGUGGGGCUGGAGCUGGUUGGAGCGCCGGAUGGCAGCGAGGCCAUGGGAGAACCGCGGCACGUCGGAAAAAGAUCUGAACGACCAUGCCUCAGCGAAGAGUGCCGGCCGCAGCAUCGCAGGGGAUUUAAACAGCGCCCAUGGUCCUCGAAACAGCGUCUUGGAGCGAAGCCCGCCCCCACCGCGGAAACCAAGCCGCUCCGCCAGCCGCCAGCCGCCCUCAACUCCCCCAUCCAAGGCAUCGUCAGCGGCAGGGAAGUUGAAAUCGGUGAGCCCAAAGAAUGGCUGGCGACACAUAGAGGAUGACUCGAGGAGCACGCACAGUUCGCACUCAGAGCGGGCACCCAGAAGGCAGAGUGUUCCGGGGCCAUCAACAAGAGACGACGCGAGCCUGGUAAGUACUCCAGCCGUUCCUAGCUACAUGGCAUCCACAGAAUCGGCGAGGGCAAAAUCCCGUUUCCAGAGCCCAUCAGCAUUGAGUGAUAGCGUCGAGACAUCAGAGAAGCGAUCCACGAGUUCGGCAAUGAAGCGCUUGUCUUUCGCAGAGACAGAUAAGCAUGGUGUGUCGUCCCCAGGAGCUGCGAGACGCCACUCCGGUCCUCCGAAGGUGAACAUUGCCCCAUUGAAGGAUGUAGGUGUUGGCUCCGAGCAGGAUAUGAGCAAUGGAGCAACCAGGUAGCCUGUUCAACCAGCACGCAUACGGGAAGGCAUGGAGGAGACUACUGGUACAGCCAGUUUACUCAUUACACCAUUAAUUUAAUUAGUGUGGGUCUGUUCUUCGGUGAGAGCCUACUUUGAAAGGGUUGGGUUCAUGGGUUGUAGCUAUGAACUUCGUUUCCAGCCUUUGCUUCUUUGGGUUUGUUUUGUGUGUGUUUCUGGACAAACGAGGAGUGAUUGGCGUUUGAUCACAGGAUGUGCAAGGUUGUGAGGUGCCUUGUUUGACAUUGGUUGUUGAACGAAUAAGUGCCUUAGAUUUACGGACAGGAGAUGUUUGUUAUUAUAUGUAUCCCUUAGAUUUCUCAAUGGUUUGUAAGAGAUGGUAGUAUGAAGCAACAGUGCAUUAUAUUAAGUUAAUAGUAUUUAGCUAGUCA
Messenger RNA from Phoenix dactylifera (date palm), 2048 nucleotides. The record is from RefSeq and is a predicted model, not a curated record. NCBI's taxonomy places the organism in Eukaryota, Viridiplantae, Streptophyta, Magnoliopsida, Arecales, Arecaceae.